Aspergillus fijiensis CBS 313.89 is the source of this 1197-nucleotide messenger RNA. RefSeq lists its product as uncharacterized. Lineage: Eukaryota; Fungi; Ascomycota; Eurotiomycetes; Eurotiales; Aspergillaceae. Bases 1 to 1197 code for a protein of 398 amino acids. The record is from RefSeq and is a predicted model, not a curated record. The transcript is spliced from 5 exons.
AUGGGUCCGUUCCUCAAGCAGACAGCCAUCUGGCCUAUACUGAGUGCGCGCUGUGCAGCCUUGAACGAGAACCCCAGGCCAUUUCCUAAUAGUCUCUGGUGUUGGAUCACUGGGCAGAAGUCCCUCAACCCGGCCACUUCGCCUGUGACGGGCGAGGUGUCAUCACUGGCUUGUGGUGCGAGACCAAAUCUCCUCCCGCCCUACCAAAAGCUCCUUUCGACUAGCCGCAUGAGGGCCUUGAAAGGCAAGUUCAACCACCAGUACAUUGACUCUUCGACUGUGCGAGACUCUACCGAUACUGCCACUUUGGCGUUCUUGAUUUUCAGUCUAUUUCUGCAUCCCUCCUGUUAUCAUCCCGUUAUCAAUCCGACUCUUCAAGAUGCCGGAUUUCUCUUUUAUCUCCAAGGCAGUGGACCAAAGCUCUCGCUGCCCGUAUUGCAGACACAGCAUCUUAUCCCAAGGAAAGAUGACCUGAUCACACGGCUUGCACAUCUUUUGGGACUUCAUUGGCCGUUCGAUUUUUCACACGUUGAAGAUGCCGUCUCUUGUCAUGGUACCACCGAUAUCCUGGUCCACAUCAACGAGGUGGUAUUCUACUUCUACGCGGAUGCUGCGUCUGCACUGGAAUCCUUGAUCUGGUGCUUGAAAUUAUUCCCGUCCACCAUCCCCAACUGCGGUGCUGCUUUCAGCAUAUCAGAGCGUUCACAACAUCAUCUCAAGAUCCUCAAUCCUCAAUACUUCAGAAACCCGAGACCUUGCGGAACACAAAGUUACAGCUCUUCAAAAGGGGGAAACAUAAGCAAAACACAGGUGACAUUCCAACGCGUUUUUGAGUUCCCUGAACCACCAUAUCAACCAUUGAAGGAACCCAAGGCGGCAAAAGGCCUGAUUCUCGACAAAGUCGUUAAACCAAAUCAUAUUCAAGACGCGAUUUGGGGACUCCCAACGGCGGCACUUAAACAAGCAGUUUUCGCAUUAUCCGACAAUCCUCCGCGCUUUCUGCCGGGCCUUCCCGCCUCCGGCGAGACUUCACACCCAGGGCUGACUGGGACCAGCCAGCGCCCCGCGUGUCCCAUCUUCUGUCCUCUGCGACUAAAGCUCACCCGGCGGUGGAAUCGACAUCCUGACGCUGCUAUGCUCCUUCUUUUCUGGCGUGGUUUUGAGAGCACAUAUUUUCCGGAGAACAUUGUUCCCUGA